AUGCCCUCCCUCGACAGCCCGCUCUCGCUCUAUUCCAUCCCUGUGAUGUGGCUCAUCAGCUACUACCCCUCGUUCCUCAAGAACUAUAUGCUUGUCGGGCAGAGGGCGUUCACAAACCUACAGCCACGAACGAACAUAGCACGGAUGCAAGUGAAGAAUGUUCCUGCCGACCUGGCCGCAAGGAUUGCGCGAAUGGAAGGAGCGCAUAUUAACGGCCUCGAAAACCUCCCGUUCUUCGGCCUGGCGGUGCUAGCAGGGAACUAUGCCGGGGUUGACGAUAAGGCGCUGAACAUCGCGUCAGGACUUUAUCUUGUCUGGAGGAUCGUGUUCAACUACCUGUACUUCAACCAGACGACGCCAGGUGCUGCGGGUUUGAGGAGUAUGACCUGGUUGACCUCCCUAGCAUUCCCGUUCUACCUUUUUAUCAAGUCAGCACAAUUGUUGAGCCAGAAGAAGGAUCCAUAA
Messenger RNA from Cyclocybe aegerita, 465 nucleotides. The record is from the annotation of a GenBank genome assembly. Lineage: Eukaryota; Fungi; Basidiomycota; Agaricomycetes; Agaricales; Hemipholiotaceae.